UUCCCUCACUCAGCAUCCGCAACGGGAAAAACCACUGCUUGGCAUCAAUCUUACAUGCAGCGUGCCAACCAACCCUUACCCUGCUUCACCCUUAUACUAAUCCGUCAUCGCUCCACACGCUCCAGUCAAUUUAGGUUAUUGAAUGUCGAAAGUCCUCUCGGAAAUCCUCGCCCUGGAUCAAGCAACCAGAUUUUUCUCCUUCGCAUUCCAGCACCAUGGCGACACGACAAAUCGUCAAGGUUCAAUUCAUUCAGCACUCCAAUGUGGACGGGACGAAACCGGCAAAGUCGCAGCGACAAGUGUACUCGCAUGCCGCGCGCAUAGCACAUGCACGAGCCAGGAUCUCGCGAGCGGAGAAGUAUGCCAGGGAAAAAUCGCUGAAUGUUUCUCGUGUCAACGACGACAGCGGUUCAAACAGCCACGAAAAUGCAGGGAAAACAGACGUUGUACCAAAUCCAUGGGGCCUACUGUCGUCUGACCGACGGGAUCCGUUUGGGAGUUUCGUCGUCCCAUUCAAGCCCAUCGAGCAUUUUCUACUUGAUCAUUAUGUGAGAGUGGUAGUCCCAGAUAUGACGGGCGACUGCAAAUCUCUCCAAAGCAUUGGAAACAUGUGCGACCGCAUGAUCAGGGAUUGGACACGCUUCGCUCUCACAGACGCCGGGUUCUUGUACGGUACCCUACUUUCUGCGUGUCGGCAUUUAGAGGGAAGCAAGCAAGAUACUCGCAUGUACCGCGAAUUAGCUACACAGUAUAAACUCGAGUGUGUGCGGUUUGUCAUCGAAGCUCUAUCUAAUGAGGCUUUGGACAAGAACAUCACGUUUACGAGGAUUUUGUCGUUGGCUUUUGAUGAGAUGUGGAUUGGCGACGGGACUAUGUUUGGGCGCCAUGUAGAGGGAGCUAUGAGACUAGUCGACCUAAUGGGCGGACCCAAGAUGUUGAUGUUGAAUGGGUUUUUGGAAGCCAUGUAUAAUGUGUGCAUCAACAAGAAGAUGAACUUGGAUCAAGGGGAGAAGCCUUGCGGGAACAUACACUAUAAGAUAUGA
This is a messenger RNA of Periconia digitata, 1043 nucleotides long. NCBI's taxonomy places the organism in Eukaryota, Fungi, Ascomycota, Dothideomycetes, Pleosporales, Periconiaceae. The record is from the annotation of a GenBank genome assembly.